CCGUGUAUAGACGGCUCUAUCGCACAUAUUGACAGGCUGGGCUUUAUUAGCAGUGAUACAACGGUAAAUCUAGACAAGACUAGACCUAACUAUGAAGGCUGAUGGAUGCGAGGAUUGAGGGCUGAUAGAUGUAAGGAUUGAGGGCUGAUGGAUGCGAGGAUUGAAGGAUGAUGGAUGAGAAAGAUCGAAGUGCGCUCCGAACCCUUUAUACACUAUAUGUUUCUCAAUUGAGCGUAGAACCUGCACACUAUACCACUCGUGCCCCGUUUAGUCUAUGGACAAAAUCCGUUCGCAGAGCUGCGGCCAGGGAAGUCUGUGUCUGACACGAUAAUCUCCAUGCUGACGGAGCUAGUCCGCCCACUCUCAAUCUCAUACAUGUGGAUAUAGGCCAUACCUCGGCUGCCUGUUGUGCCCAUUUUAACCUCUGAGAAAUCGUUGAAGUGACGUUGGUCUGUCUAAGAUACUGAGCAACAGAUCCAUUUAUUGCAUACUCGAGACAAAUGCCAUGCCCAUCGCCACCUUUGAACUUGACGAUACGAUCGUGGUUACCAAGGAUUUUGUAAAUCUGGGCUUCGAGAGUUGUACUUGCGUGUCGAUAUCUGGGUUCUCCUCAUGUGGGUAUUUGAGUAUGGUGUUGUCGUCAAUAAGACCCAGAAAGUAACUGAAGCUGGAAGCAAUGAUGGCCGUGACACCUGGUGCGUAGUAACGUAUGAUUUCAAUUUCUAGAUCAGGAGCCAUUCCGAGUAGUGAGGGGUUGGGUGGCUUGAAAUCGUUCCAGCACUGUGAGCCUUUUGGGUGAGGAUUGCUUAAAGGGAAUCAACGUCGAGGGCCACUGAUGUUAACUCUAUUCAGGAAAGUUGUAUUUGACGAUAGGGAGUAUUGAGUCGAUGGGAAGAAGCUGGUCUAUUUUAUGGGAACGCCGUGCUGGAUAUGGAUGUUAUGAUGGUAAAAGGCACGUGACAGACUCUGCCCUCAUCCACCGCCUUGACGCGCCCUAACACAGUGAGGCCUGAGAGGCCUGAGACUCGGUCCAGAUCUACUCAUACCUCGUAGCCAUGCGGACUAAUGUCUCCACCGCCGGUGACACCAUCGCCUCACCGCUUCGUCAUAAAGAACCCUAGCCGACCCGCCCCAAGCCAACAUGUGUCCAGCGCGCCUCAGUUUAAGGCCACACCGAGAUUCUCCUUUGCAGCCUCGCGGGGCGCAGGAAUUAUUGGAUCUCAGCAUGCUGUGAGCACGCCUCGAUUUAAUACGGCUGUAAGCGUGGGGGUGGGCGGACAUCGUGGAAAGGAGGAUGAGGAGGAUGAUCACGUGGCAAGAUUAAAUGAAAGGCGUCGGGCGGCAUAUGCGGAUUUACUUUCACAGACAUGGGAGGAUGAUGAGGAGGGUGCGUUUCAAAGCCCGGCAUUGAAACGGAGGAAGUUGAGCUUGGAACCGAUUCUGAGCUCCCAGCCUUAUGAUGGUGAAAAUUAUGGUGAUACCAAUGUCGACUUCGAGGGAGAGGAUAAACAACACGACCAACAGAAUCAGGGUCAUGGAAUAGAUGAUGAUUUUGAAGAUCUACUUGCCAUGGAGCCGCCAACUCUGUCGUCGCCGCCUCCUCCGGUCUAUCGCCCCCCUCCCAGUGCGCCGCGUUUCGUUCUCUCGACACCUUCCAAACCCACUUCGUCAAUGCCGGCUCCUAUUGAGUCCACCGAUACGUUUCUCCGACCACCACGCUUCAAGCCCCCAGACGAAGAGCGUGAAGCUGCUGUGGAGCCUCUACCAGAGCAUUUCUCCCCGCGACGGAGGGGGCAGAAAUUCUUGGCUGGAGGCCUGGCUGCAGAGGUUAGAGGCUGGCUUGUUGACCGUGAAAGUCAAGCGACGAGGAGUGCCAGGAAUCCCGUUCGAGAUGAUGGAUGGAAGAUCAAGAUCGCGGUGGAUGAAGUUACAGGAGGCUAUGGGGCAGGGAUGACCCUUGUCAGGGGUCGUCGGGUGGGCAGCAAUGGUGAUGAGGGGGCCGAUUUAUAUCCGAUUCGUAUGAUGCUGGGAGGAGAGGAGGGGAUGAGUGAAGGGAUUAGAAAAGGGGAACAAGCGGCAGUAGGAAAGGUGGUUGGCGUCAAGGGACCUGCCUGGGAGGUCGAUAUUGAUGGUGUGAGAUGGGGGGUGAGUGCCACUUGGAAGGUGCUUAAUUGACGUGAAUAUGAUAUGAGCUUGUAAUGAAACGAAGAAACGAAACAGGUUGCUUGCUAUCUA
Pseudogymnoascus destructans is the source of this 2235-nucleotide messenger RNA. RefSeq lists its product as uncharacterized. Lineage: Eukaryota; Fungi; Ascomycota; Leotiomycetes; Thelebolales; Thelebolaceae. The coding region runs from base 1066 to 2175 and encodes 369 amino acids. The record is from RefSeq and is a predicted model, not a curated record. The transcript has 2 exons.